AUGUCGCGGUUCCAGGGUAAGGUGGCCCUGGUCACAGGGGCAGCCUCGGGCAUUGGUGAGGCCAUCGCCAAAAGACUGGCCAAGGACGGCGCAACAGUCAUCGCGGCAGAUAUCACAUCGGAGAAAGAGGGAUUUACAAAGACCAUAGGCGCCGACGUGUCGUAUUAUCAAGUCGACGUGACUGACGAGAAAGCUGUGCACGGGUUGGAAGGCUGGAUCCGCCUCACAUACGGCGGGCUGGACAUUCUCGCCAACAACGCCGGGAUAGGCGGCCCUAGUGGACUAGUGCAUGAAUAUCCCAUAGCCGCCUUCGAGCAGAUCUUCAACGUCAAUGUUCGGGGCGCUUUCAUGGUCUUACAAGCUGGAAUCCGUCUCAUGCUGGAGAGUGGUGGUGGCGCCGUGGUCAACACGGCGUCGUUGGCAGGGUUUCGCGGGUUUCCCAAUGCCAGCCCUUACCACGCGUCCAAGGGCGCCAUGGUCAUGCUCACUCGCACGGCCGCCAUCGAGUACGCCACAAAGAGCAUUCGAGUGAAUGCGGUAGGGCCCGGUCUCAUCGCGACGCCCUUGGUGCAACAAUUGGACAAUGCAGAAGUGGCAUUACAGCAAUUGACUGCACAGAUUCCGCAGGGGAGGCCUGGUCAGGCUCCCGAAGUCGCCAAUGUAGUGGCCUUUCUCGCCGACGACAACGAAGCGUCGCAUGUUACAGGUCAGAUCUGGUGCAUCGAUGGUGGCCGGUCGGCGACAUGA
This is a messenger RNA of Fonsecaea monophora, 747 nucleotides long. RefSeq lists its product as hypothetical. The record is from RefSeq and is a predicted model, not a curated record. Bases 1 to 747 code for a protein of 248 amino acids. The transcript has a single exon. Lineage: Eukaryota; Fungi; Ascomycota; Eurotiomycetes; Chaetothyriales; Herpotrichiellaceae.